Callorhinus ursinus (northern fur seal) is the source of this 834-nucleotide messenger RNA. NCBI's taxonomy places the organism in Eukaryota, Metazoa, Chordata, Mammalia, Carnivora, Otariidae. The record is from RefSeq and is a predicted model, not a curated record.
AUGGGCAUUUGGCAGUGUCUGGAGACAUGUUUGCCUGUCGCGACCGUGAAGGCUGGUGCCACUGGAUUCAGCCGCUCUGUGUCAGAUUACUCCAGCCAUGUCCUGGAGCGUCAGAGUGUUUUACUUCUCCUGGGUGUCAGUUUGGCAGAAGGGAAUGCCUCCUACACGCUGUCCUUAAAGGCUUUGUGGCUCCAGAUUCUUCCCACUGAGACAAAUUGCCAUGGACACACAGAAGCCUCCUUGCUUCUGGAGCACUUCGCAGACUUUGACGACAGUUUGGAGCCCCGUGCGCCCGCUCGCUACGAGGCUCGCCAUCCGGGCCGUCUAGCAGCCGCGGGGAAGAGCCGGGGCCUCACCGGAGACGCUGCCGCCAGCGCCGCCCGCCCCUCCGCAGGCCACGGGGGAGCUCGGCGGGGCCGCUGGGGAAGCGGGCUUGCCGCCGCGCGGACGCGGACCCCAGCCCCAACUUCCGCCUCUCGGGAAGGCAGAGGCAGUGCGCCCCCGCAGUCCUGCCCGCCGCGUUUCGCGGCCGCGCAGCGACUCCGCGCCCCACCGCGGGGCGGAGGCAGGUGCCGAGCGGUGACCGCGGAGGGCGUGGCUGGGAGAGCGGCGCUCGGCGCCCGCCCCGGGCCCGCCGGCCGGGCGGAAGAUGGCUGCCCCGAGCGCCGCGGACAGUCACGUGCCCGGGCGCUGCCGCCGCGCGCCCCCUCCCGCGCUGGCCCAGUCCGCGACCCCGCGGCAGGCGCAGUCCGGGCGCCUGUCCACCACGGGGAUGCCGCGCGGCCCGAUCCGCAGCUGGACCCUUCUCCCAAGCUCCGUAUUCCUGGAAAGUAA